This is a messenger RNA of Pomacea canaliculata, 890 nucleotides long. Its product is annotated as complement C1q-like protein 4. The transcript has 2 exons. The record is from RefSeq and is a predicted model, not a curated record. NCBI's taxonomy places the organism in Eukaryota, Metazoa, Mollusca, Gastropoda, Architaenioglossa, Ampullariidae. Gene Ontology annotation, molecular function: protein binding. The coding region runs from base 105 to 707 and encodes 200 amino acids.
AUUUCAAGAGGAGUUUAAAUGAGACAUGCGCAGAAAUGCAGUGACAGUCCCACACUUGUCAGCCACCUCAGCUUUUGGUCAGACUGCAUCCCUACCCAGGUGCCAUGAUGUGUACACCUGUGUUCCUGGUCCUACUGGCUUUGGCUGUCACCCGGGCGACAGCAGCUGGUGUGGUCAAGAGGUCUGAUGACACCGACCCUCUGGAGGUUGUGGUUCAUCAGCAAACCAGCCUCAUUCAGAACCUUCAGGCUGAUUUACAGGCCCUGAGGUCAGAACUGCUGGCAGUCAAGUCAGCGACUCAAGUUCAAGUGGCCUUCAGUGCACGAUGUACGGCUAAUACAGUAAACAUCGGUGAUAACGGACCAGUCAUCUUCGACGCAGUCGUCACUAACGUGGGCAAUGGCUACGACCCUAGGACAGGCGUGUUCACUGUUCCAGUGCCUGGUGUUUAUCUUUUCUUUUUAAACCUGAUGAAAGAUGCAGCACACAGUGCCAUUGAAGUGUUCCUGUAUAAGGGCGACACUGUUCUGUGUUCAACCCGCAUGUCAGACCAGACAGACGGCGAUGGAACCGGAACCUGCGUGAGUGCUGCUCACCUUCAGACAGGUGACAGAGUGUUUGCAAAACAUGCUUUUGGUGACGUGUAUCUUCACGGAACGGCUGCCUGGUCCUCCUUUGAUGGAGCUCUAGUGUCCGCAGACCGCUAGUUCCUCAAAUCCCUCUGCAACGCUUCUGUAGACUGCUGUUGACGACUUCAGUGACAUGCUUGUUCUCUCUCUCUCUCUUGCAUAAUCCCAUAAAAGUACUCCCAAUCUAAUAAUUGUCUUUGCUUUAACAUUAAUUUCCCUUAAGGAGAAUGUUUACAUGAAAUAAACCUGCUUGCUUCUUGC